Molecule: messenger RNA, 1155 nt
Organism: Trichoderma virens Gv29-8
Lineage: Eukaryota; Fungi; Ascomycota; Sordariomycetes; Hypocreales; Hypocreaceae
Exons: 3
Coding region: 1-1155 (384 amino acids)
Molecular function (GO): hydrolase activity
Source: RefSeq, a predicted model, not a curated record
AUGGCGACCCCAAAGCUGCGCAAGACACGGAUUGUCUGUGUCUCCGACACCCACAACUGCAGCAUCAAGCUUCCAGCCGGCGAUGUUUUGAUCCAUGCCGGAGACCUCACCAACAAGGGGAGCAUCUCAGAGCUCUCGAGGGCAGUAAAGUGGCUCGAAGAGGCUGAUUUUGAAGCCAAGAUUAUCGUUGCAGGCAACCACGAUGUCACCUUGGAUGAAGACUUUUACUUCCAUCACGGCGACCACUUCCAUAACAAGAUCAAGCAGAAUCCGGCAGAUUGCAUCAACCUGCUCACUUCGUCGCCCUCUCUCACGUACCUGUGUCACGACUCGGCAACGAUCCGUCUAAAGUCACCCACGGGGCCGCAUACUGAGUUUACCAUCUUUGGCUCCCCAUACUCUCCUCGCAACGGACUAUGGGCUUUCUACUAUGAAGCCCCAGAAGCCCCCGACGAUAGCAGUGCUGAUCUCACCUCCUUGUGGGAGCUCAUCCCGCUCGAGACGGACAUUGUGGUGACACACACGCCGCCACGUACGCACUGCGAUCAGCCAGACGGGCAACGAUCUGCUGGUUGUGAGGCUCUGCGACAGGCCCUCUGGAGAGUCAGACCUAAGUUAGCGGUCUGCGGUCAUAUCCAUGAUGGACGAGGGGCGGAGCGAGUGCUCUGGGACUUGAAGAAUAAGGCCACUCCUUACGCAGAGAGGGCCGCCAUGGCAUGGGAGGAUCCUGGCGCGGACAACAACAAGAUCAGCUUGGUCGACCUCACCGGCAAAGGAGGCAAGUUGCCGGCCCUCGCAAACGACGGAUCACAUCCGGGCCGGCCCAGCUAUGAAGACGACCAACAAACGGCCACCACGACAUCGGCACCCGCGGGGACAUGUUCGGGUCCAUCAUCAGAGCAAGGCUCUAGCGUCGCUGCCCAAAAGAGAGGCGGCAGCGACAGCAACGAUGACGGCGUGGGCUAUGGGGGCAAUCCGGAGUCUGAGGAUUGCGAUUAUGAGGCAUUGGCGGGGAGAACCGGCCGCAAGGAGACGUGCGUGGUGAAUGCUGCGAUUAUGAAGGGCAGCUAUCCCCAUACCGAUGGCAAGACGUUUAGCAAGCCCAUUGUGGUGGACUUGUUUUUGCCAGUGUGGCAAGAGGAUGAUGAAGCUUGA